CAGGAAUGGAGCUCGGUCCCUUUAAAUCCCGCCAAGGAACGCCCGAGGGCCGGGCCGCGCCAUUCCCGGAUCCGCCGGCUGGGAAUCGCGGGUCCCCAGCGCGUCCUGCAGCGCUUCCCGCGCCGCGCCCCCAGCCCAGUGCGCCGGCUCUGUGCGCGGGUGCCUGGGCGGUCGGGAGAAUGAGCCGCAUCUACCAUGACGGCGCGCUCCGGAACAAGGCGGUGCAGAGCGUCCGGCUACCAGGGGCCUGGGACCCCGCCGCCCACCAGGGGGGAAAUGGUGUCCUGCUGGAGGGAGCACUGAUCGAUGUGUCUCGGCACAGCAUCUUGGACGCUCAUGGCAGGAAGGAGCGCUACUAUGUGCUGUAUAUCCGGCCCGGUCACAUCCAUCGCCGUAAAUUCGACACCAAGGGAAAUGAAAUCGAGCCCAACUUCAGCGCCACCAGGAAGGUGAACACGGGCUUCCUCAUGUCAUCCUACAAGGUGGAAGCCAAGGGGGACACUGACAGGCUCACGCCCGAGGCGCUAAAGGGGCUGGUCAACAAGCCAGAGCUGCUGGCACUGACAGAGAGCCUUGCCCCCGACCACACAGUGGCGUUCUGGAUGCCCGAGUCGGAGAUGGAGGCAAUGGAGCUCGAGCUGGGGGCCGGGGUACGGCUGAAGACUCGGGGCGAUGGUCCCUUCCUGGAUUCACUGGCCAAACUUGAGGCUGGAACGGUGACAAAGUGUAAUUUCGCUGGUGAUGGAAAGACAGGGGCAUCCUGGACAGACAACAUCAUGGCCCAAAAGUGUUCGGAGGGGGCUGCAGCGGAGAUCCGAGAGCAGGGGGACGGGGCAGAGGACGAGGAGUGGGAUGACUGAGGGAUAUGGCUGCCUCCGGGGGCACCAGCACCUUCUGUAGCAUUGUUGAGAAUUUCUUCCAUGAACUUCUACUCUGGAGCUGGAGAGAACAGUCAGCCAAGUCUUACCUGGUUCUUCCCCACAGCCAUCUUGGAAUACUCUUUGAACAAGCUCUGCUAAAACCAAACCCAUGACCACUGUGUUGGUGGUGGGGCCCCAUGCUGUGGCUCACGGAGGGCCCCUCCCUGCAUGUGAGUCUAGCCUUCCUAGACAUUACAUGAUGACCCUUUAAGACAAAAAUUAGAGAUGGAGGUCUCACUGUGCUGCCCAGGCUGGUCUCAAGUUCCUGGACUCAAGUGAUCCACCCACCUCCACCUCCCAAGGUGUUGGGGUUACAGGUGUGAGCCACCGCACCCGGCCUCAUGUUGACCCUCGCCCUGGAUUGCAGCCUGGUUUUUGGGGGCAGGUGGUGGGAGAGACCCUAAGGCAGCCCGAGAGUAACCGGACCUAGUAGUGGUGCAGAAUGGGAAAUAUCCCUUGUCUAAAUGCAGAGCGGCUGAGAGAAGUUAGCAGGGCUCUUCCUCUGUUCUCAUUGUUUCCUGCUUUCCUUCCCCACCCGCCCCCUCCUUAGCACUCCGUGUUGUAGCCUCUACUAUCCUGCUUCAAGCCUCCGUGUCCCCUGUACCUUCCCCCCGCCUCCCGAGUUGCCAGGUCUUUAUUCCCCCAUUGAUCCCAGGCCACCUCGGGGGUUCCUGUCGUCUGACAUCCCUGGCUGCUUUCCUGGUAGAUGGCAUUCCCAGAGAGGCCAACAACAGUGUUCCUAGGUGUGGCUGGCUGGUCUGCGUCUCUCAGACUCACUCUGCCAGGCUACAGUUUUGAGAAUACCUUUUUUGUUGUUGUUUUAUACCUGGAGGACUUUUAAUGAAUGAGUAAAUCUUCAGAAAGGAAUUCCUCCACCCUUACUGGGUUAUUGUCAGGUAUGAACAGCCUUUCAGCUGAGCAAUGUUCCUAUGAGAAGGAAGCCAUUUAUCUUGGGUCAUGAACAUUGCCUUUUUGGGUAGUAUACCCGCACCCAGAUCUGUGAAGACACCUGGGGUUGAAGUCUCCAUGUCAUCAGGACUUUGGCAUGUGGAUCUUGCUUGACUUGGGAAAAGAGAGGGUGGUGGUGAACUACUAAUUAUGGAGUGCCCCUAAUGUGUCAAACACAAUGCUGGAUGAUUUCCAUGAUAA
Molecule: messenger RNA, 2069 nt
Organism: Piliocolobus tephrosceles (Ugandan red Colobus)
Lineage: Eukaryota; Metazoa; Chordata; Mammalia; Primates; Cercopithecidae
Gene: ARPIN
Product: actin related protein 2/3 complex inhibitor
Exons: 6
Coding region: 6-860 (284 amino acids)
Biological process (GO): negative regulation of actin nucleation
Source: RefSeq, a predicted model, not a curated record